Messenger RNA from Paraglomus occultum, 1077 nucleotides. The record is from the annotation of a GenBank genome assembly. Lineage: Eukaryota; Fungi; Glomeromycota; Glomeromycetes; Paraglomerales; Paraglomeraceae.
AUGGCGGCUAUAUCGGACGCUUUUUUGAAUAUUCCCUACAAGUACUGGAGUCUGGUGACUCUAGUCGUCCAGAACAGCACACUAGUAAUAGUCAUGCGGUACUCACGUCUCGUACCAAAGGAAGAACUAUAUUCUACUGCGACUGCAGUCUUCAUGGCCGAGCUUAUCAAGUUGGCACUAUCUCUGUGGUUCGCAAUCAGAACCCAAAUAGCAGAAAAGAACAAAUUUUCUGCAUAUGAUCUUUACAGCGAUGUAUUCGCUGCAGACGCAUGGAAGUUGAUGAUUCCGGCUGCAUUGUACACUGUACAAAAUAACUUGCAAUAUAUCGCCGUCUCGUUCUUGGAUGCUGCAACGUUUCAAGUCACUUAUCAAUUAAAAAUCUUAACCACGGCUUUGUUUUCCGUGCUGAUGCUCAAACGGACGCUAAGCGGCAUGAAAUGGAUAUCGCUAGUAAUUCUCACUAUUGGAGUGGCUUUGGUGUCCUUGCCGAACGAUUAUGAUAAGACAAAAAUCUCUAGUAAAGAUAACGGGCUAGAACAGUUUGUUGGUCUGGGUGCGGUUUCGGUUGCUUGUGUGUUGUCGGGUAUUGCUGGAGUAUAUUUCGAGAAAGUUUUGAAAGAAAAGAAGGAAAAGAAACCAUCCGUCUGGGUUCGAAACAUUCAAUUAUCAUUCUUCUCGCUGUUCCCUGCAUUGGUUUUGGGUGUUUGGUGGAAAGACGGCAAUCUAGUUAGUGAACGCGGAUUCUUUUAUGGCUAUAGUCCGGUUGUAUGGAGUGUUAUCUUGUGUCAGGCUAUCGGUGGGCUUAUUGUAGCAAUGGUCGUUAAAUAUGCUGACAAUAUUCUCAAGGGAUUUGCAACAUCAAUUUCUAUUAUUCUUUCCUUCAUCGCUUCGGUUAUUCUCUUUGCAUUCCCUGUUACAUUAAUAUUUCUUGCCGGUUGCGUUUUGGUCUUGGUUGCUACAUAUAUGUACAGUCAGCCUGAUGUACCCAAAGAAUAUUCGAGUCUUGCUGGCCAAGUGCAGAUGGAGGCAUUCAAGGAGGACGAGUCUGGUCCGAAAGGCGAAAUGCGGCAAUCAUGA